AUGGACAAGGUAUCCGAAAGUCCGUUUAUCAGCCUUCAGCCUUCACAGUUCACUCCGCAUACAACGGUCAUCCACUUCCGCUCGGAGAAACCCGUGGAGUCUAGCAGCUCCGGUUCCGGAUCGCGGAUUCGCAGAUUUCAUCAUAAGACGCGGACGGGAUGUCGAGAAUGCAAACAGAAAAGGAGGAAGUGCAACGAAGGAAAGCCUAGCUGUCAGGGCUGUUUAAAGUCAAAGAUUGAAUGUCAUUACGAAGACGUCAUCCCGCCACGAGUUCAACCAAAAAAUCGAAAGAGGCCUCAAAGAAAACCAGCUGCGAAUCGCUUCGUCUUCAUCGAAUUUGGGGAAACAGGGGCGACAACAAGUUCCCAGCACCCGCCGAACGUUAACGUUAACGUUCCUAGCCAUGGGGACAGCGACUCCGGCUCAGCAUCCGAUGCGCAAAUUUCGAGAUGGCAGAGUGCGCCUUCAACAUGUUUGCUACAGGGAGGCCGUUCCCGCAGCGAAACUGGAGGGUCGAUAACCAAGGAGGUUGAGUUUAUAUAUCUAUUCCGGAACUUUACUUUCCGGACGUUGCCGUUGCAAGCUUACGACACGAAGCGGUGGUCGAGAAUCACAUUCGAAUCGUCAUACUCGGAAAGCUACCUUUACGAUAUUAUGAUCGCGCUGGCCGCAUCUCAUCAGCGAUUCUUACAAGGUCUGCAAGCACGGUCCGCCAAGGAAAUUUCCCACUACGUCAAAGCGUUGGCGGGUUUUCGAGCCGUGGUGUCAAACCCUGGCAAUUUUGCUAAGAUGGAUCUUAACGCUUGGAUCUCGAUAUUAACUACUGCUGCUUUACUUUCCAUGUACAUCAUGUCAUGUCCUUCCGAUAACUACGAAACAAGUUGCGAUACUUAUUUCUCAUUAACGAGAGGAACAAUGAACAUGCUUGGUGAAAGCAUAAAGAGAGGUAUGGAUGUGGGGUUUAGAGCUUCAGAAUUUACACCCCAAGAAACGACAGUAACAUUAGAAGUCGAGCGGGCCCGAGGAACAGCGGUGUUUCCCGGAUUGGAAUAUGCCGCCUCAGGGGACGAUAGAGCAACCAGUCCAAAAGCGGCACAACGAUUAUCAGAUAUCCUAACCAUCGUCUCGGUUCAAGACAGGGACUCGAUGGAUGCAGUAGCCGCAACAAAUUUACAAAAGAUUGCAUUAGAGUGGGCUGCAAUGCCGGAUGCGCUACUAUUAAAUACAUUUAGGGCGAAGAACAGAAAGGCUUAUUUAGUGACAGCGCAUUAUCACGCGGGGUUGUGGAAGGUUAAAGAGAUAAUACGUAGUUUAUGUAUGAGAGGACUUUGGGGAGAAGCGAAUGGCGCGGUUGAUAGCUAUUGGUGGAUGAUUUCUCCGCAGGGGAUAUGUAAGAGGUCGCUGGAGGUGCUGGUUGAUGAGCCGAAGGAACGAAUAUCUUGGGUGGAGCGGGUGGUACGGGAGCUAGAGUCAAUUCAAUGA
Molecule: messenger RNA, 1482 nt
Organism: Orbilia oligospora ATCC 24927
Lineage: Eukaryota; Fungi; Ascomycota; Orbiliomycetes; Orbiliales; Orbiliaceae
Exons: 3
Coding region: 1-1482 (493 amino acids)
Biological process (GO): regulation of transcription by RNA polymerase II
Molecular function (GO): DNA-binding transcription factor activity, RNA polymerase II-specific; zinc ion binding
Source: RefSeq, a predicted model, not a curated record